AUGUCCACGUUCCACUCCCCUGCCACCUGCCAAAUUUCGUCCGUUUCUGCCAAGUCGGAUGGUGACGGGACAUCCGUAUCCUCUGUGGCAGCCUCGCCAGGCUCUUCCCCAUUCUGUGCGGUUGGAGCUGCUCCCUCUCCCCCCGUUCUGGCUCGGUUGUUUCUUCCUGAAACUGGCUCCUCGUCCAACGAGAUUUCUUCAGACUCAGCUUCCUCCUCGCCCAUAAACUCAGGGUCUGAGACUGCAUUAUCAGAUACUGCUCGCUCCUCGUUCGCUGGUGCAAUAGUAGCCACAGGUUCUGGUCGGUCGUGGCGUUCCCGCCAAGGGCCGGUUCUCGCUGGGAUCUCCGUUCUGCCUAGCGGGUUGCGCCCUCCUCCCCCCGCCCCCCUCGAAAACCCCCGCGUGUACCCCCUGCCUGUGCCCGCGUCGUGCCAACCGCAUUUGCCGCUACAGUGCCCCCAUUGUUGCCUGGGGCCGCGAUCCCGCCGCGUCCUGCUGGCAUCCAGGGUGUACAUCCGCCACGUGGCAGUCCCCAGGUCCCAGCCCUGCUCCGGGCCGUCUCGGCGCUGGCUGGGCUCGAAACUUCUUCCCCCCCUUCCCGCGAGCGGCGGGGGCACUCUCGCCGUUCCCGCGACCCCGUCUAUCGUUCGCCACCUGGGCGUGCCCCUGCGUGUCUGCGCCCACGGCAGCAGCAGGCGUUCCGGCGCCACACAGCGGCAGCCGUUCCCGACCCCCUCGGUCGGGGCUUCGUUCUGUUCCCCCGCUGCAGCAGCCAUCACCGCCGCCAGCACAGCAGCCGCCACUGGCGCCGGAGACGCGGACAGCGCUGCCUCCGCGGACUGUUCCUGA
Molecule: messenger RNA, 849 nt
Organism: Closterium sp. Naga37s-1
Lineage: Eukaryota; Viridiplantae; Streptophyta; Zygnematophyceae; Desmidiales; Closteriaceae
Source: the annotation of a GenBank genome assembly